CAAAAAAGAAAAAAAGAAAGAAAAAAAAGAAUUACUAAUAUCCUAACACCUGUUGGAAUCUAUUCAUGGGAACUAUAGAAUAAGUUUAUGUCAAUAGUGAGACAGAGAUGGGAAUUUGAAAGUCCAUACCAUCAUGAAAAGCAUAUCAGGGAAAUUCCAUGCUCUGAUUUCCCUCCUUUAGGACUGUCAAUGGCAGGAUACCAGCUCUGGUCACCAUGGACCCCACUGGAUGAGAGUUUCCAAUGGCUGCGGCACACGACACCUAUACCUUCCUCCAAGCACCCCUUCAGGGCCUCUCCCUGCUUCCCACACACACCAUCUGACCUUGAAGUGCAGCUGUGCUUUCAAGAGGUCACUCUAGUCCUAGACAGCCCAUUCCUGGAAUCUGGAGUGAGUCCCAAGUUACCCUGUCACACAUCAGAAUUGCGAACAAUGAACAACAAAGGACUGGUCAGGAAGCCCCAGCCCAUCCGCCUCAGUGGAGUAGAUUCUGUCUUUGGCAGGGUUAUCACAGCUCAGCCACCAAAAUGGACCGGGACUUUCAGAGUUUCAGACAAGUCAGCCUUUUGCAAAAUCAUUAGCAGGGAGCACCAGUGGCCCAUUGGACUGAAGGAGCCUCAGAUUCAGAUGACAGUGACUAUGUGCAAACAGAUGCUGCGCUCUAUCCUCUUGCUGUAUGCAACUUACAAAAAGUGCACCUUUGCCUUGCAGCACUCCAAGUAAAGGGUCCUCAUUUGAUCCCCAUUUCUUCACACCAUGCCCUUUGGUAUGUAACUGAAGCUUACAGAAACCUGUCCAUGUAAAUGAAACUGUGUCAUUGCCCCAGC
Cercocebus atys (sooty mangabey) is the source of this 827-nucleotide messenger RNA. RefSeq names its product FANCD2 opposite strand (gene FANCD2OS). NCBI's taxonomy places the organism in Eukaryota, Metazoa, Chordata, Mammalia, Primates, Cercopithecidae. The coding region runs from base 88 to 723 and encodes 211 amino acids. The transcript has a single exon. The record is from RefSeq and is a predicted model, not a curated record.